This is a messenger RNA of Musca vetustissima, 1005 nucleotides long. RefSeq names its product tigger transposable element-derived protein 1-like. The record is from RefSeq and is a predicted model, not a curated record. The transcript has a single exon. Gene Ontology annotation, molecular function: nucleic acid binding. NCBI's taxonomy places the organism in Eukaryota, Metazoa, Arthropoda, Insecta, Diptera, Muscidae. The coding region runs from base 1 to 1005 and encodes 334 amino acids.
AUGAAUGGUGGCACGGUAGUAUAUCGUGCCUUAAGACCACGUUCCAUGAAAAGUGUAGAUUUCAAUAAAUUGCCUGUACACUGGAUGGCGAACAAGGCUUGGGUAACCAGUGCAAUUUUCACAGAGUGGUUUCAGAAGCACUUCAUCCCAGAAGUUAGGCGCUACAUGAAAGAAAAAUGUCUCGAAUUUAAAGUUCUUUUGAUUCUAGACUAUGCACCAGGCCAUCCAGUUUUGGAGCAGUCACUAGACCAGGGGAUAAUUGCUACGUUUAAAACGUAUUACAUAAGAAGUUCAUUUCAUUAUGUUUUAGAAAAACUUGAUAAUUAUGAGGAAUCAUUAGUCAUAGAUGAAUGGAAAAAAUUUUCUAUAAUGCACUGCAUUAAUCAAGUCAAGAUCGCGUUAGAUUUAUUAAAGCCAUCAACUUUGAACUCGUGUUGGAAAAAUAUUUGGUCAGAAUGCGUAAAAUGCAAAGAUCCUGUUAUCGAUAAUAACGCUGAACUUGCUGAUAUAAUAACAAUGGCCAAUGCAAUCGGUGGGGAUGGAUUCGAUGACCUAUCGUUAGCAGAUGUAGAAGAAUUGUUGGUAGAUGAAAGCUUGAGCGAAAAUGAAAUUAUAGAUCUCACCCUUGAGACUUGUUAUGAUAAAGAACCUAGUGACAGUGACGAAAGAGAUCGUCCAAUUUUGAAAGCAUCUCUAAUUAAAGAAGGUCUUGAUCUCGCUACAAAAUUAGGUAGUCAUUUUGAACAACAUGAUCAUGACGAGGAACGAGCUGCCAAAUUUCAACGUGAACUGAAAUCAUUAAUGGCAUCUUACAGGGAAGUUUAUAAUGGGUUAACGCGAAAUAAAACUCAAUCUAAAAUAACUGAUUUCGUUCAAAAAUCUACUGAUGUCCCAACACAGUCGGCUAGAAAUGAUAAUGAUCAACAAAAUCAUUCCAGUGAUGGCAGUGAUAUUGUAGUCUUUCGCAAACGUUUACGUUUAUUAUCAGACAGUGACAAUAAAUAA